UCGGAAAGUCCGCCAUUACCGCUACUCGCGUCGUCAAGAAUGAAGCAACUUUCUCAGCAGGACUCGCUAACAGUGAACGCCGUGCUGACCGCCCUCACCGCCCUGACGUCCGUUAUUUUGAUACUCGCUUUGGGAGCACUCAUUUGGCUGAAGCUGAAGCAACUGGCCGACAUACAGAGUCUUCAACCUGGUAUGUUAUUGGCAAACAUUAAGCUUUUUUCGAUAUUUGUUUUGCAUAGUUGCUGAAAUGUAAAUUAAUGCACCACAAUCAAAUUUAUCUAAAACCUUUUUCACAAGUGUUUUCAAUUGAUGAGCUGUAGAUUUGUUUGGGUGAUAAUAUUUUUUAAUUUUUACCAUGGCUUGGAGUUGCAAACUUUGUGCUGCUGUCUUUGAUAAAAGGGCACAGUUGCUUGAACACUUUCGUUUGCAUCAUAGCAAUUUUUCCUCAGUUAGUCCUUUGCCUUGCCUGUAUGAUGACUGUAUUUGCACAUUUCAGUCAGUAAAUGCAUUAAAGAUUCACUUAACACGGUUGCAUAGUCAGACAGUUGAGCCAGGUAAAAAUCAGGUGGGAUGUGUGUCUUUUAUCUGCUCUGUGUGUGAGUUCAGGCAACUGUUUGAUGACAAAAGCCUCCUCAGUCAUUUAAGGACACAUUUAAAACAACAUGAAAUGAUAGAUUGCCCUUUCAAUGGUUGUCACUACCGUACUAAUGUGUACACCUCAUUCAAUGCCCACAAAAGUAGGAAUCAUCCAGACUGUGAUGUCUCAGAUUUUAAGGACGAGGUUGUCUUGACAGAAACUACCAGUGGACUGAUGCUGAAUCAAGAUGAAUGUGAUGGGGGUGGUCCCUCUCAAAAUUCUUCUGAGCUGGAUGCUCUAGAUUGUAACCCUCUAGAGUCUAUGGAUGGCAGUGGUGAAUUACAAACUCAGUUGAGGACCAAUUUGGCCUCUUUGUUCUUGAAAAUGCACAGCGUUCUUCAUGUAUCAGAGUUGGCUAUACAGGAGAUAGUUGAAAGUUUGGCACAAAUAUUCAUGUUGUCCAAACCUCUUGUGAGAGAAUCUGUCAUCAGGGUUUUACAGGACCAUGAUCAGUCUAUCAGUGAUGGCUUUCUUCAUGAAUUAGUCGAAGCAAUUAUGAACAGCAAUGUUUUUGUCAGUGCCACUUCAGAAGGUGCAGAACUGUCCACUGCUAAGCAGAGGAAGACAUUUGUGAGGAGCAAUUACCCUUUGGUAAUGCCAGUGCAAAAUAAUGUAGAUUCCAGUGGACACACAGCAGUGUAUGUUCCAAUACUACAGAUGAUCCAAACAAUGUUUAAAAGUACAAAUCUUCUUGACAAGAUGUCAGAAGCCAAACCAUCACCACCUGGAAUGUACAUGUCUCAUGAAGAUGGAUCAUAUUUCAAAGAAAAUCAGUUGCUGUCAGAAGCAGGAGAGUUGAAAUUGUCAUUGAUUUUGUACUUGGAUGACCUUGAAAUAGCUAAUCCUUUAGGCACAUCUAGAAAGAUCCACAAGCUUUGUGCGAUCUACUGGUUGCUUGCCAAUAUACCCAGUCAGUAUAGGUCCAGCCUUCAUGUCAUACAGCUGGCUCUGCUGUGCAAAGUACCUGAUGUGGAGAGAUGUGGUUAUCAACGUAUUCUUUCACCUUUGUUGAAGGACUUGCACACUCUUGAAGAGGAUGGCAUUUUCAUUGAAUCACUGGGUCAGUGUGUAAGGGGCACUGUUUUUUGUGUUGCAGCUGAUAAUUUAGCUUUGUGCAGUGUUUCCGAGGACACUAUGUCUGCAGACUCUGCUGUUGUACUAGGGACCAGAUGCAGGCCAGUGAAGUUUCUGAGGGAGAGUUUAGCAUGAGAACGAGGGCCUGCCAUGAUCUUCAUGUUCAAAAUGUUGUGCAAGGAGAAAAUGCAUCUCUCUUUGGUGUAAAAGGUGAGUGUGCUCUCAGCAAGGCAUUACUACAUUUUCAUCCCAUUACUGGUUUCCCACCUGAUAUACUUCAUGACCUGUUUGAGGGUAUUGUGCCAGUUGAGUUGUCCAUGUGCAUCCGUGAGAUGAUUCGAUUGAAGUAUUUCACUCUUGAAUAUCUCAACACAAAAAUUCGCACAUUUCAAUAUCAGCACUCCGACAAGCUUGAUAAACCACAACUGAUCCCAAAGAGUUUUGCAGUCAAACUAAGCAUUGGUGGGAAUGGGCAUGAAAACUCUA
Centropristis striata (black sea bass) is the source of this 2197-nucleotide messenger RNA. RefSeq lists its product as uncharacterized. The transcript is spliced from 2 exons. The record is from RefSeq and is a predicted model, not a curated record. NCBI's taxonomy places the organism in Eukaryota, Metazoa, Chordata, Actinopteri, Perciformes, Serranidae. The coding region runs from base 356 to 1846 and encodes 496 amino acids.